ACAAGAAACAAAAUGAAGAUGAAACUACAUUUGAAUGGAUACCACCAGAUACAACUGAAGAACUUGCUGUGGAUUAUAUGAAAGCUUUGCCUGUUGAGAAAUUACCAAUUAAAGGAUCUGCUGGUGCUGCUUUGCGAAGGCAAUUAUUACAGAAACAAUUACCACUUCAUGAUAUUGAUCACAAAGUUUGUGAUGAACUUAGUGAACAAGAACAGAAACAAUUUGAAAAAAAUUUAGAGAAUAUAAAAAAGUAUGUAGGGUAAGGCAAAGUAAUGAAGAUGAUAGCUGCCCGCCCGUUCGAUCGUUCUCUCAUGACUCCUAUCAAUGCAGCUGAUAUGCAACAUUUCAGUUCGCAGCAUAAAUCUUAUAUACCUUCCACUGGUGUUCAAUUACGUACACCGAGUAGUUUUACCGUGAAAAACUCAUAUGCAAAACUUCCAUAUGAAGUUCAAAAUAAGCAGGAUGCUAUGGCCAUAAAUGACAAUAAGAUAUCCAAUGCGGAAGGAUAUAACUGUUCACUAACUAAUGUAGUUGCCAAUAACAACGUUGCGAAAUCGCAACUAAUCGAAGGGAAAUUAAUUAAUGAGCAUUCUCAACAUGCGAGUGAUAUUGUAUCCGUGAACGAAAAAGCAAUAGACAGUAAAGUAAUCAAUCCCUCGAUUCCCGCGCAUCUUGCCGAGCAAGAAAUCGUACCUGCACGCGAGAUGCAUACUUCUGAAAAUUACAUACCUUACAGAGGAAACACAUUGAAAGAUGCUUUAGAGAGGCAUAGGGAAACACUGGAUAAUAUCACGCCGUGCAUUGCGCAUUUGGAAUCUGUUAAUAGCGAAGCAGCCUCUAUAGCGGAAUCCAUGUUGGCGGCCGCUCUUCUUCCACCUAGUGCGAUACACGUCAAUGAUAUUAUCGGAAGUACAUUGGAUGAGAAAAGUCUGAUGUUUAUAAGAGAAAAACUUGCCGAUAAGUACAAUGCCACGGAGAAUUCGGCGAUGCACGCUGUUCCUAAAUCAUCUCGACUAUUAGACGACACGAGUGAUAUAUUACGUAACAGCGGAUCUAGGGAAAAUAAUAAUAAUCCCGUGAAUAUUAAUGAAGAUGCAGAGAGAACAGCUAUUAUAACUGCUAUGAAAAAUCCUGCAGAAACUCUAUUGGAAAAGACAGAAGUUAACAACUUUGUAAACACUCCAUUAGAAGCAGAGAGGAAGAUGUAUAAACAUCCAUCUCAAGUAAUUGAAUCGAUUGCUUUACCUGUUAGGGCAAAUCACAAACCGGCGAAGAAUAAUUCGUCAGUGAUAGAGGAGUCUAAAACUAUACAAGAAAGUGCUAUGGAUCCAUUAUUGAAUAAAUACAUCUCUGUGGAGUCUACUCUUCCCAUAUUAAAUUCAUCAUUGCAAACUGGAUCGCAAUGUCCUGUUAAUGCCAGUCUGUUGCAAACCGAAUUGAGUAGCUCGAUCUUGCAACCAACCGUCAUACAUUCCGAACAGUUGCAAAAACAAGUAUUCCCUCAUAUUGUCAGAGACUCCAACGACCAAUUGAACACACAACACAAAGAUCAUUUAAAAGAUAGUAUAAAGAAUUUAAAGAUUGAUUCAAAGGUGUACAAGUGUGAAAAAUGCUAUGAAGAUAUACGCAUCGGUGAUGUGAUUGUAACCGCGGAGAAGGCUAACAAUGCAUCCUGGCAUCCUGGUUGUUUCGUUUGCUCGGUGUGCAACGAAUUGUUGGUAGAUCUGGUGUACUUUUAUUAUAAAAAUAAGUUAUAUUGUGGAAGAGAUUUGGCUGCAUUUUUGGGAAUUGUUCGAUGUUUCGCAUGCGAUGAGUUAAUUUUUGUACGAGAAUAUACAGUUGCAGAAGGGCACAAUUAUCAUGUGAAACAUUUCUGUUGUUGGGAUUGCGAUAUGCCAUUAGCUGGGCAACAAUACAUUACUGAAAACGAUCGUCCAUUAUGUCUUCCUUGUUAUCAAAAAUCAUAUGCAAAGACAUGUGCUGCCUGCAAUAUUGUGAUUGCUGCUGAUCAACAGGGUGUAGCGAUAAAAAAUUUAAACUUUCAUGCAACUGAAACCUGCUUUUGCUGCUAUAGUUGUGAAAAGAACUUACUAAAUGGUAGAAUGACGAUAAAAGAAGAUAAAUUAUUCUGCAGUAAAGAUUGUAUUGCAAAAUUCCUUAAUCGAUAAAAUAUAUGUAUAUAAAAAUAAAAGUCUAUUUACUAUUUUU
Molecule: messenger RNA, 2208 nt
Organism: Formica exsecta
Lineage: Eukaryota; Metazoa; Arthropoda; Insecta; Hymenoptera; Formicidae
Product: LIM domain-containing protein C4F6.12-like
Exons: 3
Coding region: 273-2168 (631 amino acids)
Source: RefSeq, a predicted model, not a curated record